ACUUGAACAGAAUCAUGAAGGGCGUCAUUUGCUUAUGAACGUGCAAUACAAGGGUAGUGGCCAGCUUGUUAUAUAUAGGUUUGAGAGGAGCCAGGCUUUGGUAGUCAAGGAAAACCUGUAUCUAAAACCAAGACACGAGAAACCGAAAACCUUCAUAUUGCUUCCAUCAUGCUUUCGCGAUGCUUGCUUCAGUCACGCGUGAGUGAGGAUCCUAUUCUUCAAAUCAACAUUGAUGGGCAUUACGAGUCCAAAAUCUAUACUUUCGGUUCUACAAUCUCGGGUUUUGUCACAAUAACAUCCCAAAACUAUCUCCCUUUUCAGUCUCUUCAGAUUGAUCUAAGAGGCAUCACUUCAACCUGUGGUCACGCAUUCCAGUAUGGUACACCUUUCAAUACCCAUACCUUUAUGCAGCUACAGAUGCCAAUAUCUGCAUCGGCUCUGCCCAUCAAUCAGUCACUUGAGCCUGGACAAUUGUACCACGUUCCGUUUCGGUUCGUGAUUCCCGAGCAACUCUCUCCCACCGCAUGCCACCACCAGAACAUAGCAGUCAGGGAGCGACACUUGCGGCCACCACCAAGCAUGGGUGUUUGGGACCAUGACGAUCUAGCAGGUGGCUCUGCACAUGUCGAUUAUGUGAUCAGGGCGCGACUUGUGUUGAGCAAGAACAAACGAGGAGAGGAACAGUAUCUCGACCAGAGUCGUUCCGUCAAGGUUAUUCCAGCUCUUCCUGAGCAACCUCCACUUCACGUCAGUCCUGAAAACUCAGAGUACUGCCUGUCUCAGAGUAAGACGAUCAGAAAAGGUGUCAUAGGCACAAAGAUGGGACUUGUUCGGGCUUCGGCCACUCAGCCGAGACCAAUCGUACUCUGCUUAGAUGGACUCAACGCUUCCGGAUCUCAAAUACCUAUCAAUCUGGAAUACAUUCCGGUAUCACUCAGUGCAGCACCACCCGAAAUGCGCGUUAAAUCAGCCACCAUCGAAACAUUUACAAAUUUCUGGCUCGGUCUGGACGGCUAUCUACCGGAUCACCAUCAGAAACCAUCAAAUUCAGCUGCUCCAACAGCACCCUGGUCAACUUCACAUGCACUUGUUCUCACUGAUCGAGAAAGGGUAAGCUGGCAGAAGGGCCAACAACUCGAUCCAGAGAAAGGAUCAGAGAGAAGGUUUUCAGAGCCCAUGCAAACUAUUCGAGACUGCGCAGAAACCCAGGCCUUACCACGUUCAGCUUCGUGUGCCUCCCAUGGGGACUUUGACUCGUCCAGAUCUCCUGCAUACAGGGCUACCAUUCUACAGUCAUUCAAGCUUCCUACCAAGAAGUCAAUGUUCCUUCCUACCUUUUAUUCCUGUCUGAUCAGCCGAACCUACCGGAUUAGACUCACCUUAGCCAUAGGCACUCAUGGCACUACGAUCUCUCUUGUAAUACCACUCCAGAUAGCAGCCAAAGGAUUGGAUAAUAUGGCAGACAAUGGUCAACUGCGUUGCAUACCUUACAGCCGAGAGCCUCAACUACUUGAGGAUGUACUUCCGCCAUAUAGUCCUUCAAGAUAAUAAUGCAAUGAAGUUUAUUUGAACGGAAACUGAGUAUAGUAACUCCUUGGCUUUCCUGCUGUGAUGCCGCUCUUUUUCAUAGAUACAUAGUGGAUACUCUGUCUUGUAGCAAUUCCGUGGAAUUCUCGGCGGAACUGAUGACUGGGCUCACAAGCUAAAUAUCUUCCGUGGAACUGUUCAAACUAUGUUAAAUCAUGAGAAAUUUACGUUUUGACCUAUUUCCGUAAUACAUUUUCUUGAUAAGGG
Fusarium redolens is the source of this 1794-nucleotide messenger RNA. RefSeq lists its product as uncharacterized. The transcript is spliced from 2 exons. Lineage: Eukaryota; Fungi; Ascomycota; Sordariomycetes; Hypocreales; Nectriaceae. The coding region runs from base 169 to 1548 and encodes 459 amino acids. The record is from RefSeq and is a predicted model, not a curated record.